[Torrubiella] hemipterigena is the source of this 1984-nucleotide messenger RNA. The record is from the annotation of a GenBank genome assembly. NCBI's taxonomy places the organism in Eukaryota, Fungi, Ascomycota, Sordariomycetes, Hypocreales, Clavicipitaceae.
CGACGAUCUGAUCUAUGAACGUCAAGGAAAUUAUUUCUUACAACGUAUCUACGUUACUUGGUUUAUAUAUGCGCCCCAUCUAUUCCCGUAGACAGCACUGGCUUCACCCAUACCACCAAGGAUGCGUGAAACGCUAUUUAUUUAAAGUGUACUGUCAUGUCCCUCUGGUAGCUACUCAGCCAUCUCAAAUGUAAUCCUAUCCCAGAUUAAACUCCGCGUGAAUAUGUGUAUAUAAUAAUAAAACCUGUCACUACAAACGUGCAGACUUAUAUAGAUUCACACCAUGUAUGAUUCGUAGAUAACAUACGUGAUACCCAUAGCCGUACAGCUAUCACCAACAUACAAUAACGAAAAGAAACCACUUGGCGAUGUGAGCGAGGGUACAAAAUCGACUAUUGUUCCGGUUAGCGAAAUUUUACGAACCCGCAUCAAGCGUGGACUGUCCGCCCGCCAUGCGCAGUUCAUCGCGUGGAGCGCAUCCAUCGGCACCGGCAUCCUUAUUACCAUUGACAAAACUCUCGCUAUCGGUGGUCCUGCAUUUCUUGUAGGCAGCUACUGUCUCAUGUCGCUACUCACAUACUUUGUUUUGACGUCUAUUACAGAAAUGGCCGCAUUUAUGCCUGUCCGAGGCGCAUCCAUGAGCUACGAGGCGCAGCGCUUUGUCUCUCCGAGUCUAGGCUUCGCCAUGGGCUGGUUAUAUGUUUACGCCUAUGCUAUUAUCAUCCCCUUUGAGCUGACUGCAGUGACUCUACAAAUUCAGUUCUGGAAUACUAGCGUCAACAUGGGCGUAUGGAAUACUCUUGCGCUAGUUGUGGUUGUGGUGAUCAACGUGCUCUCUGUCCGUGUGUAUGGCGACUCUGAGACUGUCUUUGCCGGUAUGAAGCAGUUGACCAUCUUUGGCCUCCUUAUCCUGUCUGUGGUACUCUUCUGGGGCGGCGGCCCUACCCACGACCGGAUCGCGUUUCGAUACUGGGAGACGCCUGGUGCAACCAAGACCAUGUUGGCCGACGGUGACUCGGGCCGCUUCAUAGCCGCGCUGUCGUCACUUAUCGCAAGCGUGUUGCCUUUUACAUUUACCGCCGAGAUGAUGGCAACAACAGCGGGUGAGGUUCAAACGCCCCGCAAGACGAUUCCUAAAAUGCAGUUGCAUUUCGUACUUCGACUGUUUCUCUUUUUUAUCGGAUCAGCGUUGAGCACGUCGAUUAUUUGCCCUCAUGAUAAUGAAAACCUUCUCGGUGGUGGUGUUGCUGCAUCGCCGUGGAUCAUCGGCCUGAGGCUAGCUGGCACCAACACACUCGAUGUUGUGCUGAGUGUUGCAUUCAUCUUAGCUACUAUCUCCGCGGCCAAUACUGUCGACUUCUUAUCGAGCCGGUGCCUGCAGGCUUUGGCCAUGGAAGGCAAUGCACCAAGCAUUUUUAAGCGAUGCAAUGCCCAAGGAACCCCCAUCUAUGCCGUCGCUGCCGUAUCGAUGGUUGGGCUGCUAGUAUAUCUUAAUCUCAGCGCCGGAGGAGAAAACGUGUUUAACUGGCUGAUCAAUCUCGUCAAUAUGGGUGGCUUUCUUUCCUGGUGCGGUUCAUCGAUUGUAUACCUACGUUUCGAUAAAGCUUGCAACAUACAAAGCGUCGUAACCACAAAACUAGCCAAGCGAUCUUUUCUUCAGCCAUAUGCGUCAUGGUUUGCUCUUGUUACAUUUGCCCUGCUCGGUCUGCUAAACGGAUUUACGGUCUUUUUCCCCUCGGAGGGGUCCGCUACCAACUUUUUGUCGGCCUAUCUUGGCCUCCCAGUAUUUUUGGCCUGCUAUUUUAUACAUUAAUUCAAAAAUCGCGCCGAUCCGUGGGCAAUUCCACUGGAGUGCGUAGAUCUAUCGGCAGAUCCAAUGGAGAUCGAAGAGGAUGAUAUAAAAGACGAAUAAAAACGCAUGGUAUUCCAACUCCACCGUAGCUUGUAUAUAAUUUUACAUAUAUAUCAUGAAUAUAAAGCGUAU